Messenger RNA from Mitosporidium daphniae, 1503 nucleotides. RefSeq names its product WD domain, G-beta repeat domain-containing protein. The coding region runs from base 1 to 1503 and encodes 500 amino acids. Lineage: Eukaryota; Fungi; Microsporidia. Gene Ontology annotation, cellular component: nucleolus. The record is from RefSeq and is a predicted model, not a curated record. Gene Ontology annotation, biological process: ribosomal large subunit assembly. The transcript is spliced from 3 exons. Gene Ontology annotation, molecular function: protein binding.
AUGCAAGUGAAGACUCAACUGGUGGAUGUGCUUGGGAGGCCGUUGUCGGUAACAGCCGGUGACUCUUCAGUUUCAGAAGUCGGCCCCAUCGCAUGUAUGCCAGAUGAUUUAGCUCCGGUAUCCUUUAUGCUUCCCGUGGAGACAAAUACAGAUCAGCUAAACGAGCUUGCUCGCACUCUGCUCCUUCAAGCGUACCAGGGAAGCGACGACGAUGAAAGGGAACGCAUUGGAGAGCAAAUAUUUUCUUUUUCCGUUUCCAUUGGCUCCAAAAUACUUCCCUUUGAGGACGGAAAAUCGCUUUCCUCCAUCAUCCCCACCAACGAUGGCAGCGAAGAGCUGACAAUCAAAAUAAUCGCUGCCCCACAGGCUCUCUUUCGUGUUCGUCCAGCCACAAGAUGCACAGGGACCCUUGAGGGACAUACAGAUGCGGUGCUUUCUGUCGCAUUUUCUGCUGAUGGGCAUUUCCUCGCCUCCGGGUCUGGCGAUUGCACGAUCCGAAUUUGGGAUGUCCGUACUGGAACGACAGUCAAGAGCCUCAAAGCUUGGGUGAUGGCCGUCACAUGGUCGCCAGAUGGCACGAUGCUUGCCUCUGGUGCGCACGAUUCGUCUUUGGCCGUCUGGCACAUGCCCCAGAAUUUCUCUACAUCAAGCGCGGAGUUUCCACCCAGCUCGACACCCGCCUUCGGAUCACAUACCGUGCUGAGAGGCCAUUCUGCAGCCAUUACACAGCUUGCAUGGCAGCCGCUGCACUUGGCUGAUCCUGCUAUAAGUGCCUGCUUGCUUGCAUCUGCCUCCAAAGAUAAGACCGUUCGGAUUUGGAACCCGAAGACUGGAGUUGUUCUCCAGGUGCUUUCUCAGCAUUCAGAGCUCAUAUCAUCCGUCCGAUGGUCAGGUUCAGGUGUCCUUUUUACUGGAUCCCGCGAUCGCCUAAUUCAUACAUGGCGAUGGGCAGGCUCCGCAUUUCAAUUUUCCGGUUCUCUGAAAGGGCACGCUCAUUGGAUCAAUCACAUGGCACUUUCCACAGAUGCUCUCUUUCGCACUGGCGACAGAGAUGCAGCAGAUUUGGUCACCAUGCGGCAAGCUGGUGUUGCAGCCUCUUUCAUGGAGCGAAUAGAAAGAGCCAAGGCGAUAUAUCAAAAACAUAUCCGAGAUCACGGUGCCGAACGUCUUAUUUCGUCGUCCGACGAUGCUACGUUGAUGCUUUGGUGCGAGUCGCAGGGCUCCUGGAAGCUUGUGAAAAGGCUUGUUGGCCACCAAGGAUUUAUUGCUUCGCUCCGGGGUCACCUGUCGUCGGUGUAUCAGCUGGCAUGGUCGGCAGACUCGCGGAUGCUGCUUUCCUCCUCAAAGGACUCCACAGUGAUCAUAUGGAGUGUAGCCCAGCGGAAGAUGAAAAAAUGCCUCUCCGGACAUCGUGAUGAGGUUUACGCCGUUGACUGGGCCUCAGAUGGCCAGACAUGUGCCUCAGGCUCCAAAGACCAUUCUGUCAAGCUCUGGCGCAACUAA